AUGGUGAUGGGACGUGCAGACGAGGCGCAGGGCGAGGGAGAGAAGAAGGGCCCCCGUCCCAGUCAGCAAGCGCGCUCGUUCUCUCUGCAGUCUCCUCUCCCAGACACCCGCCGCUCUGCCGGUAGGAGCCCUCCGCGGCCGCGCCGGAUCACCCCGACCGGCCCUCCUUCCCAGUCCCCGCCAGCCCCGUCUGCCGCGCCACGAAUCUCUGUGCCCCAAUCUGGUCGCGUCCACCUUAUCAAGACGACCCUGAGCCGCACCCGCCCCCGCACCGCGGCUCCAGCGAGCGAGACCCCUGCGCCGACCGUGCCAGCAACCCCGCCGCGUCCCCGCCAUGGCCGCCACACACCCCGACCCCGCCCGCUCCCACGGACCGGUCCAUGGCCCAUCCUCGUCCGGUCUUCCAUCGCGCCCCAUCAGGCCUUCGCCCACCGCCUCCCACCCGCACAGGCGCGCGCGUCCUUUCUCCUCCCGUCGUCUGAUCCUGAUCCAUCGGCGCUGCGAACCCUUGACCACCCCCAUCCAAGCCCGCAAUCCACCUCACCCCCAUCCGAUCAGAUUCUUCCUCUUCGAUUCCAUCUGAUCCCACCCGUCAUCGCUUUUGCCUUUUCCGGCCUGGCCCCGUCCCUCCCUUCACUUCCCGCCUCACGACCUCCAUUCUAUUCUAUCCUAUCCUCCGCCGCACAUCCCGUCGUUGCCUCUCCACCGUACCCCCCUGCGCCCGUGCCUCAACAGCUCCCUCCCGCGACCCCAUCAGAUCCCGCUCCCGCGCCCUCGCCACCUGCCGCCGACCUCCCCCAUCUGUUCAUCGUGAUCCACUCCCCGAGCUAUCUGUCUUCGUCGGCGCGACCCGCCGCCACGAGGGCGAUGUACAAUCAAGGACCCCGAUCGCAACAGCGCCCGUGCUCCCAACCCGACCGCCAUACGCCGCCUGAUCCCAUCAUACAUACAUACAUACAUACAUACACAUGCCCUAUCCGUCCCAGGCUCCGUCCCAGACGCCCUAUCCAGGGUCUUGAUCCCUUCGUACAAAGUAACGUAUCCCCACCAUGCCUGCGCACCCGUGUGCCGGCGCCUACAUUUUGCACCCGCGCGCAGCGCCGCGCAUCACCCGCCCCUUCUCACUCACGCGAGCCGCUCGCCCAGGUGCGUUCUGCAUCGCUACAGACGCGAUUUCCACGACGGAGAUCCGCCAUCAUCAUCAUCAUCAUCAUCAUCAUCACCCUCCUCUUCGUCAUCAUCGUCGCCAUCACCAUCCGGUCGAUCAGCGUCGCCCACACGCUGGCAGGCCGCGACAGGCAUGCUCCUCGCUCGCGCACACACAGGCGGCCCGCCCCCGUCUACGCUAGCACCGUCGCGUCGCGUCGCGUCGCAAUGCACUCCACGCGAAAUGAAUUAGAGGGGAGCCUGCCUGCCUCAUACUUACGUGUGGCGCGCUGCCGCCCGCUUUCCAUUUCCCGCUUCCGCAUUCCACAUUCCACAUUCCGUGUUCCAUUUUCCGUUUCCAUUAUUCUCGCCGCCCGCUCGCGUCCCGUCACACAUCGCACGUCGUUGCGAUCGGCUCUUGUUUCUUUAAUGCCAUCAGCAGGGCAAGCCUCGCCCGUCUGCCCGUCCGCCCUCCCGUCCGCCCCCCGCUUGCUCGCUCGUCCGCUCGUCCGCGGAGCCGCUAGCGGCGUCUAA
Molecule: messenger RNA, 1680 nt
Organism: Heterobasidion irregulare TC 32-1
Lineage: Eukaryota; Fungi; Basidiomycota; Agaricomycetes; Russulales; Bondarzewiaceae
Exons: 3
Coding region: 1-1680 (559 amino acids)
Source: RefSeq, a predicted model, not a curated record